AUGCCAGAGUCACGCACGAAGAAAAAAGUGGCAAUCAUAGGAGCCGGAGCCGCGGGCAUGUCCUGCGCUUCUGCACUGGUAGCUCACCCGGACCGCUUCGAGGUCACAAUCAUCGAUAUUGAAUCUCAUGCAGGCGGUCAAGCGACAUCAAUUUCCUUGGAUGAAACCAAGUAUGGCGCCAGUUGGUUGAACGACGGUGUCCAAGGCGGAUCGGCCAUAUUUCGACACACUUUUCGCUUGUUUCGCCGGUACAAUUAUGAACCUCAUCCGGUCAAACUUCAGGUAUCCUUUGGCAAAGGACGUGAUGAUUUUUGGACGAACGUUUUCCCCAGUCCGCUGGUAGAUCGACAUUCUCAUGAAAUCAAGAAACUCGGCCGUGUUUUGAAAUGGAUCAAGUACUUGAUGCCAAUUCUCGGCAUUAUUCCAGUCAGAUUGAUUCUUCGUCUGUUCUUCUUCAGCGACGACUUCAGUAAUAAGAUGGUUCUACCUCUUCUUGCUUUGUUCCUUGGCACGGGAAAUCAAACCCCAAAUGUGCCGAGCGUACUGCUUGAGCGGUUGUUCGAUGACCCCCAGAUGAAGCUGUGGGAAUAUGAUCCAGAUACAUUGUUGCCAAACCUCCCAAUGAUGUACACAUUUCCUAAUCUGGGUAACUUCUACAAGGACUGGAUAACAGAUUUGGAGUCAAAGGGGGUUAGAAGCCGAUUUCACUCUUCAGUCACUGUUCUGGAACGCAGCAAAAAAAGUAUUGUAUUGAAAUUGAUGUCUCAAGACAAUAGCAGAACGCAGCAGCAGGAAGGGGAAUGCUCAAUCGAGACAUUCGAUGAACUUGUUCUUUGCUGUCCUGCAGACGAGGCAAGAAGACUUCUUGAUGGACAUGCCACAUGGCGCGAGAAAUACGUUCUCAACGGUGUGAAAUUCUUUGAUGAUAUUACGAUAACCCAUUCGGAUUCCAAGUACUUUCAGCAGAUAUUCGAAGCUCAAUUUCACCCAACACUAUGUGCACAGCCCUCAACCAGGAAGAGGGAGGACCAGAUCUCGUUUGCGGAGCAGCAACCUCUUUGCCAAAAGGACGGUUGGUUGGGAUUUCGUCCAAUGUAUUUCACCCACUCCUUUGCUUCUGCCCCACAGAAUAUUGAAAUGGGUUUUGAUGUAUCUACCUAUCAACACCAAUUCCGCAACAGACUUGGAGUAGGCGAGCCUUCCAGACCACUGGACAAGCAUGUCUUCCAGACUAUAUACUUAAAUGAUCAAGAUAAGGAAUUGUGGACCUGGAAUGAAAUAGAUGCUUCGAAAAUUAUCUCUCGCAAAUGGUGGCAUCAGUUUGGGCAUCGGUGGCAGCAUUACCUACGGGUGGUACCCGGACUGAUGUUUAUCAACGGCAAGAACCACACGCUUUAUGCGGGGAGUUGGACGAUGGUGAAUAUGCACGAAAUUGCCUGCAUCUCGGGCAUUGCAGCUGCACAUCAGCUAGGUGCAACAUAUGAACCUUUUGAUGACUUUGCUGAGGACUUCUUCGCAAAAUAUUUGCUGGUUUGUCAUGGGACACGAUACAAACGAAACAAGGAAAAGCAUAUUUAA
This is a messenger RNA of Penicillium macrosclerotiorum, 1578 nucleotides long. RefSeq names its product putative flavin-containing amine oxidasedehydrogenase. The transcript has 3 exons. Bases 1 to 1578 code for a protein of 525 amino acids. The record is from RefSeq and is a predicted model, not a curated record. Lineage: Eukaryota; Fungi; Ascomycota; Eurotiomycetes; Eurotiales; Aspergillaceae. Gene Ontology annotation, molecular function: oxidoreductase activity.